This is a messenger RNA of Canis lupus familiaris (dog), 1622 nucleotides long. It is a transcript of the gene UGCG, whose product is annotated as UDP-glucose ceramide glucosyltransferase. The record is from RefSeq and is marked inferred. Lineage: Eukaryota; Metazoa; Chordata; Mammalia; Carnivora; Canidae. Gene Ontology annotation, cellular component: membrane. Gene Ontology annotation, molecular function: ceramide glucosyltransferase activity. Gene Ontology annotation, biological process: glucosylceramide biosynthetic process.
GCCCCUUCCUCUCCCCACCUUCCUCCGGCUCCCGCGCCCCCGCGCCGGGCGCCCACCCUGUGCUGCUGCGGGAGCGCGGUCCGCGGCGGCGGCCGGAGCGGGCCGGGCCGGGCCGGGCCGGGGGAUGGCGCUGCUGGACCUGGCCCUGGAGGGAAUGGCCGUCUUCGGGUUCGUCCUCUUCGUGGUGCUGUGGCUGAUGCAUUUCAUGGCCAUCAUCUACACCCGAUUACACCUCAACAAGAAGGCAACGGACAAACAGCCAUAUAGCAAGCUCCCGGGUGUGUCUCUUCUGAAGCCACUGAAAGGUGUAGAUCCUAACCUAAUCAACAACUUGGAGACAUUCUUCGAAUUGGAUUACCCCAAAUAUGAAGUACUCCUUUGUGUACAAGAUCAUGAUGAUCCAGCCAUUGAUGUAUGUAAGAAGCUUCUUGGAAAAUAUCCAAAUGUUGAUGCUAGAUUGUUUAUUGGUGGCAAAAAAGUUGGCAUUAAUCCUAAAAUUAAUAAUUUAAUGCCAGGAUAUGAAGUUGCAAAGUAUGAUCUGAUAUGGAUUUGUGAUAGUGGAAUAAGAGUAAUUCCAGACACACUCACUGACAUGGUUAACCAAAUGACAGAGAAAGUAGGCCUGGUUCAUGGUCUGCCUUAUGUAGCAGACAGACAGGGCUUUGCUGCCACAUUAGAACAGGUAUAUUUUGGAACUUCCCAUCCAAGGUCCUAUAUCUCUGCCAAUGUCACUGGCUUCAAAUGUGUGACAGGAAUGUCUUGUUUAAUGAGAAAGGAUGUGUUAGAUCAAGCAGGAGGGCUUAUAGCUUUUGCUCAGUACAUUGCUGAAGAUUAUUUUAUGGCCAAAGCAAUAGCUGACCGAGGCUGGAGGUUUGCAAUGUCCACUCAGGUUGCAAUGCAGAACUCUGGCUCUUACUCAAUUUCCCAGUUUCAAUCCAGAAUGAUCAGGUGGACCAAAUUACGAAUUAACAUGCUUCCUGCUACAAUAAUUUGUGAGCCAAUUUCAGAAUGCUUUGUUGCCAGUUUAAUUAUUGGAUGGGCAGCCCACCAUGUAUUCAGAUGGGAUAUUAUGGUAUUUUUCAUGUGUCAUUGCCUGGCAUGGUUUAUAUUUGACUACAUUCAACUCAGGGGUGUCCAGGGCGGCACACUGUGUUUUUCAAAACUUGAUUAUGCAGUAGCCUGGUUCAUCCGUGAAUCCAUGACAAUAUACAUUUUUUUAUCGGCAUUAUGGGACCCUACUAUAAGCUGGAGAACUGGUCGCUACAGAUUGCGCUGUGGAGGCACAGCAGAGGAAAUUCUAGAUGUAUAACUACAGCUUUGUGACUGUACAUAAAGGAAAAAAGAGAAGUAUUAUAAAUUAUGUUUGUAUAAAUGCUUUUAAAGAUCUACCUUCAGUAGUUUUAUCACAUGUAUGUUUGAUAUCUGUUCUUUAAUUUAUUUUGCAUGGCACUUGCAUCUGUGAAGAAAAAAAAAAAAAAACACAUCUGUAGUCUUGGCCAAAUGGUACACUUUAUUUUGUGGAAGUAUUGAAUCAAGAGAAUUGGUUCUAGGAACCUGGGUUUGAUUUUCGUUGUUUGUUUAUUUUUUAAAAAUAAAUAUAUAUAUAUAAAUAUAUGAAUGCU